Melospiza georgiana is the source of this 4592-nucleotide messenger RNA. It is a transcript of the gene CLIC4, whose product is annotated as chloride intracellular channel 4. The transcript has 6 exons. The record is from RefSeq and is a predicted model, not a curated record. Bases 24 to 785 code for a protein of 253 amino acids. Lineage: Eukaryota; Metazoa; Chordata; Aves; Passeriformes; Passerellidae.
CAGGGGCUGCAGCAGCGAGAGCAAUGGCGCUGUCCGUACCGGUCAACGGGCUGAAGGAAAGCGACAAGGAGCCAGUCAUCGAGCUCUUCGUCAAGGCUGGCAGUGAUGGUGAGAGCAUAGGAAACUGCCCCUUCUCCCAGAGGCUCUUCAUGAUCCUGUGGCUGAAGGGAGUCGUGUUCAGUGUCACAACAGUGGACCUGAAGAGGAAACCAGCAGACCUUCAGAAUCUGGCUCCAGGCACUCACCCCCCCUUCAUCACAUACAAUGGGGAAGUGAGAACAGAUGUGAACAAGAUUGAAGAGUUCCUGGAAGAUGUUCUGGCCCCACCCAAGUACCUGAAACUCUCACCAAAGCACCCAGAAUCCAACACUGCUGGAAUGGAUAUAUUUGCCAAAUUUUCUGCUUUUAUCAAGAACUCUAGACCAGAAGCUAAUGAAGCCUUAGAACGUGGCCUGUUGAAAACCCUGCAGAAGCUGGAUGAGUACCUGAACUCCCCCCUGCCUGAUGAGAUCGAUGAGAACAGCCUGGAGGAUGUCACAGUGUCCACACGCAAAUUCCUGGAUGGCAACGAGAUGACCCUGGCCGACUGCAACCUGCUGCCCAAGCUGCACAUUGUCAAGGUGGUGGCCAAAAAAUACCGCAACUUUGAGAUUCCCAAGGAGAUGACAGGGAUCUGGAGAUACCUGACAAAUGCUUACAGCAGGGAUGAGUUCACCAACACCUGUCCUGGAGACAAGGAGAUUGAAAUAGCUUACAGUGAUGUAGCCAAGAGACUCACCAAGUAACCAGCAUCUGCAGAGGAUCAGGUUAUAUCCCAUAACAAUGCUUCUAACAGACUGCUCUUUUCAUAUCAAUAGCAAUUGGUUUUUGCAUGAACUCGCAGUUACUCCAAGCCACGUGGAUAGACCAGGUACAGUAAUUACCUAAAGUUUGCAGACUUUAAUUACAGGCUUGUUUUUCCUGACCUCCUCUCACAGCCUCUGAGCAUGGUGGAUGCAGUCGUGUUCCUGUUGCACGGGGGUGACUCUGGAUUCUUCAUUCUGAAGGGUUGGCUCGCCCCUGCUGCUUUUCUCUGUAAACAUUUGGUCCAUGAUUUGUCCAGGAAUUGGUUUAGGAUCCUGUCUCACUGUAUGGUACAAGGAAUAUUUAUGUAUUUUGGAAUUUAUUGCUUUUCCAGAAGAUCUGUACACACCUGUCAUACCUGUGACACGUUGAACUGUACCUGCUUGUCUAUCCUAUUUACAUAGAGAAGGGAACUUAGUAUCCAAAAGAGCCAUUUGCAAAAUAUUUGGCAAUGUUUUGUUGGUUUGUUUUGUUGUAUUUUUAUAAAAUCUCUUGGAUUUGAAGUCAUGGUGAUGGUUGAGAAUGGACUUAAUGUGAACCUUGGAUUUGAGUGACCUCAGCAUCAGGGAAGUUUGAAUCCAGGCCUGAGAGCUGGGGCAAGAAGCUCCAAGCUCAGAGUUGAUUUUUUUGUGUCUUCAAGAGCUUGAGGAGAUUUAAACACCUGCAUUUGUAUGAAUUUUGAGUUGCAGCAAGCAAAUAAUUGUCAGGAUUUUCCAUCAGGAAACAGCAGAGUUGGAAGCUGCCCUCUGUUCACCUUAAGAAUUGCAAGUGGCUUUCUUUUUGGUAGUUAAGAGCCUUUUUGUUUUGUAUAGGUAUUUUUGGUGAUUUUUACUUAAGAAUCUGUUCUGUCAUAGCCCAAAUCCAUGGCAACUGUAGUGUCCUAAGUCUGGGUGGGGAAUAGCAGUGCAAUGAUUAGUGAUGCAAAAUGGACUGAGAGCCAUGAAAUGGGAAUUUUUAAUGCCCUUUCUUCCCUGAAGAAAGCUAAAGUGACCUUUAAAAAGAACAUUUGCCUUAAAUGAUAGUAGGGUGGUUUUUUUUCUGAAUGGAAACCUGGGAAUUUUGUAAAGAAUUGGUGGUGGAAUCCAGUCCUUUCCAUGGAAUUUAUCCCAAUUGCUUCUGUGCACCUGCACUGCAGUUUUGCAUACUCGUAAUCAUUGCACUACUAUACUUAAAUCUUUUUACAGCAACACUGAGGAAUAGCACUACAAUUUUUUUAAAAGCAAUUUUCAAAUGUUUCUAAACCAGGGAAUAGUUUUCUUGUUUAAAAUUAAUGGUUUUGAUGCACGAAAUAAACUGCUAGGUUAUUUUUAAAAGACCAUCAUAAACAACUCCAAAGAAUGCUAGACUUAUAUGCCUAUUUUUUUGUAAAGAUACUUUUAUAUUUAACUGAUUUUAGAAGCUGGAAAGUGCUAUUCCUGCUAGGUUGUUCUUGGAAUAUUUAACAUUCUGCAAUAACGUGAAAAUGCUGACACAAACACUUUUAUACACUAAUUGUUUUCUUUUUUUUUUUUUUUUUUUUUUUUUUUUUUUUUUUUUUUUUUUUUUUUGGUAAAGCACUGGCUUUCUGAAAACCAGCCUGACUUUUCUAAGCAUCCUGCUUUUGCUACUUUAUGUACCCAUGGAGUUAGUUGGACAUAGAAGAGGUAGAGAAGCAGAUCCAUAUUUGUAUCCCUGGCUUGUGGUGCCUUGCCUUGCCUUCCUAGAGCUAGAAUUCCAAUAUAAGGGCACUUAGCAAUCCUGUCACAUCUCUUUCAAAGGCAACUCUCUUAGAUACACCUAACCCCUGUUGUGAUUUGUUUCAGGAAUGUUUAGGCACAGAGGGACAUCCUGGGGAGUGACCUGGUUAGGAGAACCUUGGCUGUAGCCCUUGAUGAAUUACUGUGUUCUGAUGCCACGUUCCCCUCCUCAAUAAUAAAGUUCCUCAGCCAUAAGAAUCCUCUGUAGGGCUUCAGUCUCUGCCACAACGUGACAUCUAGAAAAAGGAAUGACUUUUUUAUUUAGAUAACAACAUUUUUAUUGACACAUGGGGUGAAAAAUACCCCAAACCCAACCCUCCUUGGUUUGGUGCUCUUGGCCACCACAGAGUUCACAAAGCUGUAGGAAGUGAUUUUGGGCGUAGCUUUGAAAGGAGAGCUAAAAACUUCACUAAAGCAGAUCAGGAUGGCCCUUGGAAGUUGUGGUGAUGGGGUUGUGGGGUCAGGCUGUGCUCCCUUCCCCAGGGAAUUGUCCCUGGAGUGCAGAGAGCAGAGCACCCACAGCCAGGAGCUGCUGCAGGCAACCCCCACUCCUUAAACACCACCUCAGACCCCUUCAAACCCCUGCCCUCCUCCCUCAGAGGUUUAACUGUGUCUGAGAGCCUCAAACAGAGUUCCAGCUCUGGCUGUGACCAGCGGGUUCCUGAUCUCACCCAGAGCAGGAAUCCCUCGGAGCUGGAACCCCAGCCAGCUCCAGCCUGGCACAGGACCUGUCCUGGGCGUCCCUCAGGCUCCCUGCUGCAGUUGUGUUGUGGCAGGAGCUGCCCAGCCCCUCCUGGCUGGGGAGGGAGCAGCAAUCUGGUGCAGGGGAGCAGCUCCAGCUCCGUAGGUGAUCCCUGCAGAGCAGGGGAACGGCGGCGUCUGCUGUGGGCACAGCGCUUUCAUCUGGCCCCAAUCACCAGCUCCACACUAAUUAAAGAAGCCCUUUCAUAACUAUGUAAAUUCCUGACUUCUGUCAACUUGUUUACAAUCUGAUCUUUAAAUGCAUUUUUAAUUUCAUCAAACAGCAAUUAAUCUACCCCCUGUUUAAAUUUAAAAUGCUGCUUCUAGCCCCUUCUCCAAUUUAAAAACAGCAGUUACCCUUUCAAGUAGGCAUUCCAGUUUGCAAGUUGGUUGCAUGUAUUAGCAUGCUGAGUAACUCACUUUAUUCUCAAGCUGAAAUAUGCUUAAAUUCGCAUUAAAACAGGUGACUUGUGUAUUUCCUGAACACAAGGGGAAAAUCCAUCACCUGCACCCUGUUUUUGUGUGGGAGAACAGAUUAUCCUAGGUGCAUUAUUAUUUUGUUUUUUCCCCUUAACGAAGCUUUUCUUUCUUGAGGAGAUCCCUGCUGUGGAGAGGCUGCCUGUGGAACAGGAGGUGUGUGGGACUUGUGGAACAAUUCCAGCCUGUCCAUCCCUUCCCUGGGUGUCCCACAAGGCAGCCCCAGUUUGCAGCUUUGCAUUUUCCCAUAAAAUCGGUGUUUUCUCCACACUGGGCAUGUCCAAACGGAUCCAGAGCUGCGUGAUAAGGAGAGAGAUGUAAUCAAAUUUUUAUGCUAAAGCAGCAAAUUAGCAUUUGGUAUCAAAGGAGCACAGACAGGAGUAAAUGGGAGCUGCUGGAGCCAAACCCACUGAUGCCUAUCUGGGUGCAGAACAAAAAGUGGUGAAGUGCAGCCAACUCUGCUGCUCUCCCUUUGCCACUCAGAGCAUCUGAACCCAUCCAGUGAAGAUUUUUCAGGAGAAGGCUGUAACCCAAGUGAGAAAUGCUCCAUCUGCCUCAGAACCUGUGCCACCAACUCCUGAGCUUGGUUUCUGCAGGGGGUGGGAGCAGGAUGAGGGGAUGGAGACUCCCAAGACAGAACAUCAAGGACUGGAGCGUGGUUUGCAGAAAUACUUGAAGAGUUGAUACAAUUUGUUGUAGUUUGCUUUUGUCUUUCACUUUCUGGAACAUCUUUUACAGAUAUACCAGUAUACUGCUGGCAGCUAUUGUUAAAUAAAAUUAUAUUUUCACUACCAA